GUGAGUCUGGGCUGUCAUGUGAAAGGCUGGAACAGUUCGACCAGGAAAUCUCAGCUUGUUGAUAGAGCUACAGUUUAACUGCCCACCAUCUGGAAGCACAUAAGUUGUAUUUAGUGUUUAGGCCUAGUAUUUAGGAAAAAAGGUUUUAAUUUGUGCGCCAUGGCUUCUCUAUUCAAGAAGAAGACAGUCGACGACAUUAUAAAGGAACAGACUAAGGAGCUUCGAGGUACUCAGAGACAGAUCGCUAGAGACAGAGCUGCUCUGGAGAAACAAGAGAAACAAAUGGAGAUUGAGAUCAAGAAGAUGGCUAAGUCUGGGAACCGCGAGGCGUGUAAGAUCCUGGCCAAGCAGCUGGUACAGCUGAGGAAGCAGAAGAACAGGACAUACGCCGUCAGUUCAAAGGUCACCUCCAUGUCCACACAGACCAAGGUCAUGAACUCUCAGAUGAAGAUGGCUGGCGCCAUGUCUUCUACGGCUAAGACGAUGCAGGCGGUGAACAAGAAGAUGGAUCCUCAGAAGACCCUCCAGACCAUGCAGGACUUCCAGAAGGAGAACAUGAAGAUGGGCAUGACAGAGGACAUGAUCAACAAUACAUUAGAUGAGAUAUUUGAGGAGUCAGGAGACGAGGAAGAAUCUCAGGACAUUGUGAACCAGGUUCUGGACGAGAUCGGCAUUGAGAUCUCUGGAAAGAUGGUGAGAGCCCCAGCAGCAGGGAAGAGUCUCCUUACUGCUUCUCCUAAACGGAAAACGCAGAUCUCUGACGACGAGAUAGAGAGACAGCUCCGAGCCCUGGGAGUGGACUGACACACACACAUACACACACACACAAUCUGCUGCAGCAGGCAGCCUGCUGAAGGGGUAGCCUUCAUUAUGUACUUACAGACGGUUGACUCUGGAAAAGUGACCUCAAUGUUCACGUUAUAUUUUGUGCAUGGCUUCUCCAUUAGUCCUGGGAGUACCAAUCCUGUGGGAGGAUGAUAAAGUCAUAGAAAUAGAAUGAAGUAAUGAUGAUUGUUCUCUGUGCUCUCACAUUUUUAGGUACAGUACUAUAGACGCUGGUGAUGUCAGACUACUGACAAUGUGUCUGUCUAGUUCCACUGACAUUAACUCUAGGAGCUACUGACAAUACUGACAUUAACCCCAACGAGUAGGGUAAGGACUUUUUCAAUAAUAAAAAUGUUGCUUGAGAAUCUAUGGAAUUAGCAGGAUCAAACUGGAUACGAGUUACGUACAGAGAUUCAGUUUAAAACAAAAACGUGUGAAAUAAUAAUCUAAUGCUAAUUCAAACUAAUAAUCAUUAACAUGAUAUAUCAAAGAAUGGUUCAGUUGAAUUGCCUGUUAUGUGCCACUGAGUUGUUCUCUAAUUUGAAGAUAUUGUCUGUGUUUUAGUUGAUCUCUGUGUCCUGUCUUUCUGAAGUGGGAUUGAACCAGCAGUCUCUCUGUCCUCCUCAUCUCUCUCUUUAUCUUGGCUGCUGUGCAGUUAAUAUAUCUGUUGUUAGAGCUGUUUGUUUAAACCACACACACACACAUUCUAGAGUGGACAAGGAGUUUGUGAAGAUUACACUGAUCGUUUUGUCUUCCUGACGCUCUCUCUCUCUGUUUCACUCCACCAUGCUGUAAGAGCAGGUUAGGAGACAAUGACGUAUUGUGCAAUGUCAGCUAAACAGCAUUUCAUGCAUCCUAGAAUGUUCCCUCUCAUGGUUCUCUUGUGGUUUUCUAAUGUCUACUAGUAUAUCACUGUAUAGUAAAAUAAUGAUCUUAAUGAUUGUUACUGGAAAACAUUGACUGGCUCACUAUCGUUACAUCAAUUUCUUUUCAACUUGAUCUUUGGUGUAAUUCGCCAUACAGGAAAUGUAAAUGAAUGAAGGUUGUUGUCACACUUUUUAUCCACCAUGUAUGUCAACUACUGUAUGUAUCCUCUGUAUCUGUACAGUUCUACUGUUUAGGGUUGAUUACUUUUAUAAUGAAUAAAAUGGCUUAAUGAACAAAAACAA
Messenger RNA from Coregonus clupeaformis (lake whitefish), 1994 nucleotides. Its product is annotated as charged multivesicular body protein 2b. NCBI's taxonomy places the organism in Eukaryota, Metazoa, Chordata, Actinopteri, Salmoniformes, Salmonidae. The transcript is spliced from 6 exons. Bases 160 to 804 code for a protein of 214 amino acids. The record is from RefSeq and is a predicted model, not a curated record. Gene Ontology annotation, cellular component: ESCRT III complex; multivesicular body. Gene Ontology annotation, biological process: protein transport; endosome transport via multivesicular body sorting pathway; late endosome to vacuole transport.